Messenger RNA from Nicotiana tabacum (common tobacco), 678 nucleotides. Lineage: Eukaryota; Viridiplantae; Streptophyta; Magnoliopsida; Solanales; Solanaceae. The record is from RefSeq and is a predicted model, not a curated record.
AUGGGUAUUUGGUUAAAUGCUGUUUCGUUUAACAUUAUUAUUAAGAUGUGGUUGGAAAAAGGUGACUGGGAACUGGCGCGCCAAGUGUUUGAUGAAAUUAUUGAAAGAGAAAUUGAGCCGACUGUGGUAACUUACAAUUGUCAAAUUGGAUUUUUGUGUAAGAAGGGGGAUGUUGAAGGUGCUAAAAGUUUGUUUCAGGAUAUGGUUAGAAAGGGAAAGAAGCCAAAUGCAGUUUCUUAUGCUUUGUUGAUGGAAGGUUUGAGUUCUUUGGGUAAGUAUAAAGAAGCCAAGAAGUUAAUGUUUGAUAUGGAAUACCAAGGAUGUAAAACUGCUGAAGCGUAUAGGAUGUUAGUUGAUAUGCAAAUUGCAAGUUGCAAUCCUAAUGCAGCUACAUAUAGAAUGGUAGUUGAUGGGUUUUGUAAAACAGGAGAAUUUGAGGAAGGUUUGAAGGUUUUGAAUGCAAUGUUGAUUAGCGGGCAUUUUUCGCAUGUAGAAACAAUAAGGUGUAUGAUUCUUGGCCUGCUUGAUAAAGGGAAGAUUGAAGAUGUUUGCUUUGUUUUGGAGGAAAUGGAGAAAAGGAAGAAAAGGUUUGACUUUGAGUCAUGGGAAGCCAUUGUCAAGGAUGCUUGCAGCAAUAGUAUUGUUGUAUAUAGGCUCGUUGAUGAGCUUGUAUUUUAG